GUCUGUGGGAGGCACCUCAGAUGGAUGUGGAAACCUGGGGUGUCAAUGGGAAGCACCCGGGCUUUCUAUGGGGUGGCUAGGGGGGCCCCCUGGCGUGUCGGAGGGGGGUAUCCCAGUUGAGUCUGGGGGCUCCUGAAGCGUCCAUACAGGCCUUCUUGGGGUGUCUGGGCUCCGCCCCGGGAUGAGUGUAUGGCAUUUGUCUGAGGGUUCUGUGGGCACCCCGGUAGAGGCUCCCGGGAGGACAGCUCUGGCCCAAGGCGUUCGUAGCCGACCCCGGCGAAUAUCCGGGGGAGGUCCCAGAGGGCCUGGAGGUGACUCCCUCUUCCCUCCAGAACCGUCCAUCACAGAGCCAGCCUGGCUUCAUCCAGGACAGUUCAGAGGGUUGCUAGGCCGUAGGCCAGAGUCUGCCGGGAUCCGGGCAAAGCCGCGGCCAGUCUUGUCCUGCCAUGGACAAGGUGGAAAGCAGUGUUCUCACCGGCCUGGAGUGAAUUCAGAAGGGACUGAGUGGCUACAGCCGCCCCCCCCCCCCUCCCCUGGCCGCAGCAUGGCAGGGGCAGCCCGAGACCCAUUCUGCCGACAACCUACUGAAGGCUGAUACCUACCGGAAAUGGCGCUCAGCCAAGGCUGGGGAAAAGCAGAUCUCCGUCAUCCUGCAGUUGGAGAAGGAAGAGCAGAUCCACAGCGUGGACAUUGGGAAUGACGGCUCUGCCUUCGUCGAGGUGUUGGUGGGCAGCUCAGCAGGGGGCAGCGGGGAGCAGGACUAUGAGGUUCUCCUGGUCACCUCUUCAUUUAUGUCCCCAUCUGAGAGUCGUAGUGGGACUAAUGCCAACCGGGUCCGGCUGUUUGCUGCUGACAAACUGGUCCGAGCCACUGCUGAGAAACGCUGGGACCGGAUCAAAAUCGUGUGCAGCCAGCCCUACAGCAAGGACUCUCCCUAUGGCCUGAGUUUUGUAAGGUUCCACAGCCCCCCAGACAAGGAAGCGCCUGAGGCCGCCUCUCCGAAAGUGACCAAGCUGGGAGCCUUUCGAGUGAAGGAGGAGGAUGGCAGCAGCUCCCUGAGGCCUGGGGCCCUCUUCUUCAGUCGGGUCAGCAAGCCUUCUCCAGCCCCCACCAAAGAGCAGCCAGGCCCCAGUUAUGCAGCAGCCGCACUUCAGGCCUCCGAGGGCUUGGCCACUCAGUCUCCUACACGAAUAUCCCCCCCACAGCCCCCAUCCUCAAGCAAAGCUCCCACCAAGCCCCAAGAGUCUCCGAAGGGAAAGAGGAAAUUGGAUUUAAGCCAUGAUGAACCACGAAGCCCCCAGAGACCCCAGCCCCAUCCGGCCCACCCUAAGCUACCAGCCCCCAAGAAGCCCAAAGUACCCGCUGCAGGCCCUGCCCCUGCCCCUGCCCCUGCCCCUGCCCCUGCCCGGGGUACUCCUCGAGAUGAAAAAAAAGGGGCCAAGGCCGGGGCCAGAGCUGGGCCCACUGAACUGGGGAAGGUCUUUGAAGGUGUCGUCGUGGUGCUGAGUGGCUUCCAGAACCCUUUCCGCUCGGAGCUUCGGGACAAGGCCCUGGAGCUUGGCGCCAAGUACCGGCCAGACUGGACCUCAGACAGCACCCACCUCAUCUGUGCCUUUGCCAACACGCCCAAGUACAGUGCGGUCCUGAGCCGGGGCGGGCGCAUAGUGCGUAAGGAGUGGGUGCUGGACUGUCACCGCCUGCGGCGGAGGCUGCCCUGCCGGCGGUACCUCAUGGCUGGCCCAGACUCCAGCAGUGAUGAAGAGACGGCCCCUCCCCCCACAAAGAACCAGAAGACAAACCACCAGCCUCCCAGAGCAGGGCCCAGCUCAGGCCCCCGGCCACCAUCCCCUGAGGAGCCCCGGCCAGCCCAUAGAGGGCCCCUGGGAGACUCAGACACAGAGGAGUCAGCAGGUGUUCAGGACAAUGGCGAAGAAGAUUCCGGGGACACUGAGGACGAGCUGAGGAGGGUGGCCAAGCCGAGGGAACAGAAGCAGCCCCCAGAUGCUGGAGAGAAUGGAGAGGACCCAUACGCAGGGUCCACGGACGAGAACACAGACGACGAAGGCCCGGAGACGCCAGACCAGCCUAUCCCCGAGCUCCCAGACUUUUUCCAGGGCAAACACUUCUUUUUCUAUGGAGAGUUUCCUGGUGAGGAGCGACGUCAGCUUGUCCGAUACGUGACGGCGUUCAAUGGGGAGAUAGAGGAUUAUAUGAAUGACCGAGUCCAGUUUGUGGUUACAGCCCAGGAGUGGGACCCCAGCUUUGAGGAGGCCCUCCUCGAAAACCCAUCACUGGCGUUCGUUAGGCCCAGGUGGAUUUACUGCUGCAGCGAGCGGCAGAAGCUGCUGCCUUAUCAGCUCUAUGGGGUGGUCCCCCAGGCCUGAUGGAUGGAUGACUGGGCCUGGCCUGGCCACUCCCCCCCCCCCCUCCCGAGUUCUAAUAAAAGUCACU
Molecule: messenger RNA, 2451 nt
Organism: Dromiciops gliroides (monito del monte)
Lineage: Eukaryota; Metazoa; Chordata; Mammalia; Microbiotheria; Microbiotheriidae
Gene: XRCC1
Product: X-ray repair cross complementing 1
Exons: 17
Coding region: 792-2384 (530 amino acids)
Biological process (GO): single strand break repair; base-excision repair; double-strand break repair via nonhomologous end joining
Cellular component (GO): nucleus
Molecular function (GO): damaged DNA binding
Source: RefSeq, a predicted model, not a curated record